This is a messenger RNA of Scedosporium apiospermum, 3825 nucleotides long. RefSeq lists its product as uncharacterized. The transcript has 3 exons. Bases 1 to 3825 code for a protein of 1274 amino acids. Gene Ontology annotation, cellular component: nuclear RNA-directed RNA polymerase complex. Gene Ontology annotation, molecular function: RNA-directed RNA polymerase activity. Gene Ontology annotation, biological process: siRNA processing. The record is from RefSeq and is a predicted model, not a curated record. NCBI's taxonomy places the organism in Eukaryota, Fungi, Ascomycota, Sordariomycetes, Microascales, Microascaceae.
AUGGAAGUCUACUUCCAGGGACUGCCGCAGGGCUUGUCCCAAGCCAGUUUUCAGAACGGCCUCCAGGGGUUCAUGAACGUCUUGGGAAUCGUCGAUUGGUCUUGUCAAGUUCACGGACGCAAGGACUUCGGCUUUGCCACAUUUCUCCACGUCUCGGACGCCAACAAGUUCUUGCAAGCCCAUGGCGCCGUUAAGCCUCACAAGGCGAGGCUGCGCAUUUUCAACCGUCCCGUUUACGCUUCCAAGGGCAAGAGGACCCCUGAUAAGUUGGCAAUUCAACAUCUCCGAUACCACAUGGAACAAAGAGCUACCACCGUAGCCAAGCCCGUCUCCAAUCAUGCACCAGUUCUGGACAAUAUGCGGUCCAUAGACUGCGGCCAUCUCACAAUCGACCCCGACGGAGAUGAUCUCGUAUUCGUCCCGCAGUGUACUCUCUCGUGCAAUCUCAGCAUUAGUUCAUGUACCGCCAAGUUUGCAAAGAGGACGCUCAUUCUUAAGUACAACAACGGUUCCCGUGUGGAUAUCCCCUACGAAAGCGUGUCGGAGAUGGUUAUCGAUAAAAUCAGCCCUCAAAUCACCUUAAUCCUGACCGCGACCCCAAGGUUCUUCGCCCCAGGCAACCAAAUCGAUCGAUCGAUGGGAAAAUUGGAUCUUGAGGCAUUUGGAUGGAACAAUGCCUCAAGGGUCCCGGAUCGGAUGAGGACCACACAUCUCCACGGUUGCGACGAGCACUCUAAGUACGUCGCGCACUGCCUCGUCUAUCGCCUCACCUUCUGGCAAAAUUACAAUGUGUUUGACCAUCACAUGUCUGCAGUCGAGCACAUAGACGUCGUAGCUUGCUCUCGAUUCUCGUUCCGGCAGCUCGCACCAAUGCCUGGCAGUACCGAUUUCCCUUCCGCUUUCCAAGCCUUCACUCGUAGAACGAAUGAAAUCCAGGCCGUCAAUGCUGUCCCGUUCGACAUCCUCUUCCAGGUCCAAGCACUUGUCAGGAACAUCUACGUGACUCCGAAGGUUGGGAUCGAGAUUCUGGAUUAUAUGGAAGCCUCCUUCACUGACGCCAAACGAAGACGCUUACCUCCGCCCUUCUCCGUCAAGUCUUUCAAACAACUCUUCCAGAAAAUCCCGUACCCGUCCCCGGAUAUGGAUCUCGACCGACUCACCUCUAGAUAUAUUUUAGACGAUCUUGUGGGGAUCGAAACUAGUGGGCGAAGCCACUCUCCUUUUUUUUCCAGAUUAGAAAAGGAACGCUCGGCGCGCCAGUCGUGGGUGUUCAAAGCUGUCGUGACGCCGACGCGUAUUAUUCUGCAAGGUCCUGACCUCGAGACGAACAAUCGAAUCCUUCGCAAGUUCCCCGAUUUCACGGACAAUUUCUUGCGAGUCCAGUUUAGCGAGGAGGACGAAGAAGACCUCUUCUUCAAUCCAAAUGUGUCCAACGACAUGAUUUUGAAGCGGUUUGAAAACGUCUUCCGCACUGGAAUUCAAAUCGCUGGUCGAGUGUAUGGUUUCUUGGGAUUUUCCCACUCCUCUCUACGGUCCCACUCUGCGUGGUUCUCGGCGUCCUUCUUCGACAAAGAUCACAAAUUCCAGACCUACAUUAGCAUCAUAAAGGAUCUGGGAGAUUUUGAACACAUUCGUAUCCCCGCGCGUUGCGCCGCAAGGAUUGGCCAGGCAUUCAGCGAAACACCUUUCUCGAUUCACCUACCCGAUCAUGGCAUAACGCAGUCCUACAUUGCCGACGUCAAGUCUCCCGACGGCAAGCGAAUCUUUAGCGACGGUGUAGGGACCAUCUCCCGCGCUGCCGCGCUAUCUAUCUGGGGCGUGUUGCCUAAGAGCAGCAAUAGAGCUACGUGCUUCCAGAUCAGGUGGGCCGGGGCUAAGGGCAUGCUUUCGCUUGACACCCGACUACCCGGGAAGCAGUUUUGCAUCCGAAAGGAAACGAUGGAGAAGUUUCCGAGUCCCGACAGCGCAGACCUCGAAAUCUGCGACAUGUCGUCUAGACCACACCGAUUCCUCCUGAACCUGCAAAUCAUUAAAAUCCUCGAGGAUCUAGGAGUCGACGAGAGCUGGUUUCUCCGCCUCCAGAAGACGGAACUUGACCGGUUGAAGGCCGUGACGAAGACUGCCGAGAGCACAGCGGCAUUCCUUCACUGUCACGAUGUCGGCACGGAAGCAGACCUACCGAAGUUCAUCAAGCGGCUGAACAAGCGCAAGAUUGACUACCGCCAGGACCCCUUCAUCCGGUCUUUGGUAGAGUCCGUCAUACUCAGAGAACUGCGGCUGCUGAAGCACAAGGCCCGGAUUCCCGUUAGAAAAGGCGUGACUCUCUUCGGCGUCAUGGACGAGACGGGAUAUCUUGAGGCGGACGAGGUCUACGUCACCUUUGAGAAGACGUACCAGGGGAUAGAGGUCCCGAUUGACCAUUCGAUAAGGGACGGCCCGGUUACUGUGACCAGGUCGCCGGCGCUGCAUCCUGGGGAUAUUCAAAUAGCCUAUCAGAAGACUCCACCCUCGGGUCAUGCGCUUAGAGCAUUGAGGAACUGCAUAGUGUUCAGCCAGAAGGGAAUUCGGGACCUCCCCAGCAAGCUGAGCGGUGGAGACCUGGACGGCGACAAAUACAACAUCAUAUGGGAUCCGGACUUGAAGAUAGAGCGGCUCUUUGAGCCAGCCGAUUACCCUCGCGUGAUGGCGAAGGGCCUUGACCAACCAGUUGAAAAGUCGCACAUGGCCAAUUUCUUUGUCAAUUUCAUGAAGACGGAUCAGCUUGGUAUCAUUGCGAAUCGGCACCAGAUUAUCGCUGAUAAGAAGCCUGAGGGGACCCUGGACUCGGACUGCAUCAAGCUCGCGGAAUUGCACUCGAACGCGGUGGACUUUUCUAAGACGGGAGUCCCCGUUGACGUUGCCCUCAUGCCGAACUUCAAACCGAGAUUCCGGCCAGAUUUCCUUUCGCCAGCCCCUCUAACCAAAGUUUAUGACCUCGGAACAAUUGAAUUCAUGGACGAUCCUGCCAACUCCAAGGAAGACGAGGAAGACGCCGCCCCGAAUUACCAGUACUACAAGUCGGAAAAGAUCCUGGGUAAGCUGUAUAGGGAGGUGGAUGAGAAGAAGGUGUGGUCUAGCAUACAAAGGUCUGCGUCGGCAGAUGGUCCGUCUAUAUGGGACCAGCUCCUCGGCGUUGUAGACAAGGAGCUUCGCGAUCUCAGGCUGUACUUUGCGAUCAAUUGGGAAAGCCAGGUAGAAAUGGCUCUAACGCUCAAGGAAGGAUACGAAACGAUUGUUAGGGACCUGCAGAACAUACACAACCCAAACACCACCUCGGGUCUCUCCGAGCUCGAGGUCUUCUGCGGCACAGUCUUCCACAGAUCCUGCAAGCCCACCCGCCGCCAGCGCGAAUGCUCCAUCAAGAUCCGCGAAAAGAUCAGCGAGGUCCUAACCUGGUUCGUCGGCGAGCUCCGCAGCGGCGGCGUAGGCCUCGCCGCCCAAGCCGACGACGACACCGCCAGCGUCUCGAACAGCAGCACCCUCAACGGCGCGGCGACGACGUCGGCCGACAAGAUGGCCGCUCGUCUGCGGGCCAUAGAGCUCUGCCUCGCGUGCGUGCGCGUGGCGUGCGAGAAGUCGCAUGCCAUCGGCGGGCCAGAGAGGAGGGGGAGGAGGGGGAGGAGGGGCGGGGAGCAGAUGAAGAGUUUUUUGGUGGUGAGUGCUGCGACGCUUUUGAGGGAGUUGGAUCGGUAUCGGUUUGAUGCGGAGGAAGCGGCGAGGAGGCAGAUGCUGAGGGAGGGUGGCGGUGGUGGUGGGUAUACUGGGGUGAGGGGGCGGCGGAGGUAA